CGUGAAUCCAUCUCAAAACGCUACCUGGCCGGUCCACGUACCUGUGUCUCGCCUCUUGAGUUGACGAACCUACAUACGAUAGCUCUACACGACCCCUAGGACUUCAAGAUACACUAAGCUCCCUAUCGCAUCCACCGACACCGACCAACUUUUCACUAUUGUUCCCAUGGCAAGCAGUGUCACAGUCUCGCUUCUACCUGUGUCCCUGUCGCUUGUGCACAUCCCUCGUUCGCGCAUUCAUGACAAUAUACACUCUAUCCUCCGACAACUACUACUUCCCAGCCGAACAUUUCUCAAUGUCACCAUCAACGAGGUUGAGCUUAGCAUAUUUGCAGAACAUCACACACUCCAGGACUUUGAGCUUGCUGCUCACGAAGACGCACGACUCUCCCGAGAGCAGAAGCGGAAACACCGUUCCAAGGAUGAGUGGAAGCCUGUAGAGAUCUCCUUUGAGAGGUGGAACGUUCUUCAGAUUGAUUCUCACUCGGACGGACUAGACAACACUUCUGGUGCCCGCGUGCACGAACUUUCUGCUCCUUUGGCCGCCGCCGGUGUCUCCAUCCUCUACCAGUCCUCAUAUAUGAGCGAUUUCAUUUUUGUGAAGGAACACCGUCUUUCCGAGGUCAUGUCACUCCUUGGCUCGGCUGGGUUCGACCUAUAUCAGUCAGAUCCGGACAACCUCACGUCUCAGCUAUCGCGGCUAACAUCGCCUAUUAUUUCGCCUCUCACACACGCGGAAGAUGAUGAUUCAUCCAUCCACCUACUUGACCUGUCGGCACAGUCAUCUAUCACCCCCGAAAAUGGUGCCGUCUUGACACGCUCGCGGAGCAACACGGAUUCCAGUCCGAAGUCGUCGUCGUCGUCGUCCCCGGUUCAGUUUCGCGACGACGUCGAACCCGCGACGCCUGAUCAUGGAGAACAUAUAGGGGGCAGGCCGGCGCCUACGCGCUCCCUGAGUCAUUCGCCCUCCGGGAGUGACGUGCGAGUACUUGACCCGGACCUCACUUGCAUCGGAUUAUCUGACGACAAUGCUGACUUGUGGGGUCUGAAGAUCGUCAAGCUCGUUGCGUUCCCCGAUCUUAUUCUACCGACGCCCAGCAUGCCAUCGCCCAAAAUGCAUCGCAAAAGACCGCCCAGGCCUCCCGAGCUUGCCAUCGUCGCUUCUGUAGAAGUCGUGCUCUCUUCAUCUGCCGGCCCCAGCUGCACGCUGGGGGACGGGGCCCCGCUCACGUCAGAAAGCGAGUGCGAGACCAUUGGGAGCGCCAACACACCAUGUAUCGGCGAACUUGACAAAGAUUGCCGGGCAUCUUCUGAGUCGCCGAUAUUUGACCUCGAUGAACAGGCGAGACCGUGGGACGAGAUCGUCGGAGACGACGACGUAGAAGAGUCUAGCGAGGAUGACGAGUCUUCGGACAUCUCUACUCCAGUCCACCUGCAAGAUAGAUCACUUUCCACAAGUCCGCGCUCUGGGAAGCAUCGUCGACCCAAUUUUCCGCACUACGACUCUGGCAAGACUGCAAUAUUCAAGCCGCGGUCGAAGCGGCGUGCAGCGCGUCGUUCGUCUCCUCCUACACGGGGACCGCAGACACAGUCACUCGUUCCCUUCUUCUCGUUCACUCGCACACCAGAAGGCUCCUCCUUGACCGCCCCUGUAUCACUACUGGCAGCCCUCUUUCCGGCAAGCGAGCGCUAUAUGGUUAUCUGCAGCAGCGAACUCGAUAUGCUCGAUUCGCGAGCUGCGUCACCUGUGACUCCAUCUGCCGACGCAUCUGAGAUAGAUGAUGACGACAUGUCGGAGGCGCUUCCCGAACCCGAGGGCACGCUAAAGUGUCUGCAAAUUGACCUCCGUAGGUAUGGCCUUGAUAAAUUUGGUCUCGUCAGCCGUUAUUCCCGCACACUAGAAGCAAACGGGAUAAACCAUCUCUAUAGCUCGACUUACAAAACUGCCAACUUGCUUGUCGAUAAAGCGCACGCUGGGCGAGCUCAAGCACUGUUGCGAUCCUGCUAAGUCCUGUUAUCUCCCGCCCUCAGCAGGUCGACGCCCGUUUGCUCUCGAUCCACGGUUUUGCAUGAAUCUGCGAUGGAGAGCGACGAGACGUAAUGCCUGCAGAGCUGAUACGACUGCAGUGGAUGUCAUAACGACCACACACCCCUUCUCACGGUUUUCCCGCGACGCGAGCUGUCCCUACUUACCCUGGAAUACCCCCACCUUAGCAAUGCUAUCUACCCACUUUAAAACGAGGAGUGCCUUUACUACGACACCACUCCUUCAGCCUGUAAGCCAUCUUCUCAUUUUGCUGUCCUCGCUUCUCGGGACCAGC
Phanerochaete carnosa HHB-10118-sp is the source of this 2321-nucleotide messenger RNA. RefSeq lists its product as uncharacterized. The record is from RefSeq and is a predicted model, not a curated record. Gene Ontology annotation, biological process: regulation of intracellular signal transduction; cellular response to L-arginine. Lineage: Eukaryota; Fungi; Basidiomycota; Agaricomycetes; Polyporales; Phanerochaetaceae. The transcript is spliced from 4 exons. Gene Ontology annotation, cellular component: cytosol. Bases 167 to 2008 code for a protein of 613 amino acids.